CUCAGUCUUAGAAUCUCAGUUUUCCCGCCUUCACUGAUUCCUCCCUCGCCCUCGCCCUCGCCCUCGCCCUCGCCCUCUCCCCCUCUCGACUCUUACAAUAACUAAUGGUGGUUGCCAUUCUGCUCGUCAAUGUCGCAGCAGAGCCGCCAGAGUGCGUCCACUUUGAGCGCUUUGACCGCGAGCUGACCUUUGCGUUGCCGCCGCUCGUUCUUCCUGCUGCUGCUGCCACCGCCGCCGCCGCCGCCACCACAGGCGCCAACCCUGUUGCUGGUGGUGGUGCUGUUGGCCAUCGCGGCGUCGGCGGACUCGGCUGGGACGGCGCUUCGUCCGGAUCGCCCAUCAGUCAGCCGCUCUUCCCAUCCUCAUCCUCAUCCUCAUCAUCCUCAUCAUCAUCACAGCAACCUCAGCCCCAGAUCCAGCUUCAGCAGCAUCAUCAUCCUCAUCCUCAUCCACAGCAGCAGCAGCCGCAACAGGCGGUCAUUGAUUCCGUCGCCUCGCUUUGGCAGCAGCGCGUCGCUCUUGUCGUUCGUCGCGUUCAGUCGGAGGUCGUCUUCCGAAGGGCGUGCUCGGCGUCGUCGAGUGGUUCAAGCGGCGGAUUUGCAGGAUUCUCAGCGGGCAGCGGUGCAGGCGGUGGUCAGACGAGCACUGCGGCUGAAAUUCUGGGUGGAUCAGCUCCCGAGUUUUCGACUGCCGACUCAGACAAACGCCGGGAGAAAGGAUUGUUCUCGCUACCGGUCAGCCAGUUGUUUUUCGAGCCCAAGAUUGUAGUAUGGCAAUGCAUGGCAAGUCUCGCUUCCGUGUUGAUUUUGGACUCGCACGAAAACCGCACUCUUGCUGGCUCGGUGCUGGCCGCCGUCACCUCCCGGAUUGAGGAUUUGUUCAAGAAUGCAGCCAUUCUCGAGCAACCGCUGGAGGCUUUGCUCAAGCCAGAGGAGAUUGGCGGCUUGAUACACGAGUACAUUCCACAGGGCCAGCUCUUGUUCAUGAACACACGGGUUGCAAAGCAUCUCAAAGACCGAGCAGACGAAGCGAUUUCUGUCAAGUUCUGAGCGGCAGAUUUUUUUCUUUCUUGUAAACAGUACCAUUUUUUUUCAAACCAACCUCCC
Messenger RNA from Capsaspora owczarzaki ATCC 30864, 1106 nucleotides. RefSeq lists its product as hypothetical. Gene Ontology annotation, cellular component: late endosome; cytosol; AP-type membrane coat adaptor complex. Bases 105 to 1049 code for a protein of 314 amino acids. NCBI's taxonomy places the organism in Eukaryota, Filasterea, Ministeriida, Capsasporidae. The record is from RefSeq and is a predicted model, not a curated record. The transcript has 5 exons. Gene Ontology annotation, biological process: double-strand break repair via homologous recombination; endosomal transport.